Molecule: messenger RNA, 936 nt
Organism: Cryptococcus deneoformans JEC21
Lineage: Eukaryota; Fungi; Basidiomycota; Tremellomycetes; Tremellales; Cryptococcaceae
Product: expressed protein
Exons: 5
Coding region: 156-836 (226 amino acids)
Source: RefSeq, a predicted model, not a curated record
CAUACUUCAUUCAUCAUCUCACCCUCAGGUUCUAUCAACUUACUUCGCCUCGUUCCCCAGUCCACAACUAUCUUCCGUCCACGGUACUGAUACAAAAACUACCCCUCCUCGUCUUCUAUCUACCAAGCAGUCACUGCUUCCCCUACUUGUUCAUAAUGCCUUCUAUUGCUGGCAAACUAGUUAACAAGGUUCUUAAGGACCAUAUAAGUAAACAAGCACCGGAGGAUCCACUUUACACAGUAACAGUGAAUUCAAAAGGCAAAUCAAAGAGGCAGGUUAGGCCUCUCCCAGAAGGGCUAUCCAAGCGCGACAGAAAAGCGUUAAAGAAAAUAAGAAAACGUGCUCAUUAUCUGGACAAAGGCAUGAAUAUAUGUGGUUUCAGGGUGGGCUGGACUUUCUUCAUCGGCAUCAUACCUGGAUUGGGUGAUGCGGUCGAUGCUGGCCUUAACUACUGUCUCGUUGUCAAGCCUGCCAAAAAGCUUGAUAUACCUGAUAGUCUAGUACACAAGAUGUUGUUCAAUAACGCCAUUUCUGCGGGUCUUGGACUGGUCCCCAUAGCCGGAGACAUAUUCCUAGCUGCCUGGAAAGCCAACUCAAGAAACGCGGCACUUUUGGAAGCCUAUUUGACCAUCAGGGGACAAGAAUACAUUGCGGCAUUACGGCGAGAACCCGGUGUAAUUGAUCCAGCAGAGGCUAUCGCGCACGGUGUGCCACCGGAAGAUCUGAGAGAUCAAUUCGGACCAGGAGCGGGAAUGGAUCAUCCAGUAGAGGAUGAGGAGAGUAACCGAGGCUUUUUUGGUGGGAGGAAAAGCAAAAAAGAAGUAACCAAGAAGUAACAGCCCCUCGUAACCUUGGCACCGCCUUCUUAUCAUUUAUUCCGCACUUGAUACACGAUUUAUAUGCCAUAUCGUUACGUUUAUGUAACGUUUUGCUACA